This is a messenger RNA of Daphnia pulicaria, 3544 nucleotides long. It is a transcript of the gene PKD, whose product is annotated as serine/threonine-protein kinase D1-like. The transcript has 15 exons. Gene Ontology annotation, molecular function: protein serine/threonine kinase activity; ATP binding. Gene Ontology annotation, biological process: protein phosphorylation. The record is from RefSeq and is a predicted model, not a curated record. NCBI's taxonomy places the organism in Eukaryota, Metazoa, Arthropoda, Branchiopoda, Diplostraca, Daphniidae. The coding region runs from base 698 to 3328 and encodes 876 amino acids.
UCCGAGUAGCGACAGUAUUUAUUAGCUCGGCAGACUACCAAGUUAUCGUGACUUGAGCUGCACGGUCAGUAACACACAUACACACACACACGUACGUGAGUCUGUUUCAGCAUUUCUCGAGAGAACGUAAAGUGUGCUAGUGUGUGUGUGUGUGUGUGUGUGUGUGUGAUGUUUAUACGUGAAUGUUUGUGUGUGCCAUCAUGAUUGGAAAACCUGCGUAUUAAUUGAAUAUAGUUUGGGCAUUUCCAUUAGCCAGUACCUCUUAUUCGCACCAACUUUUUUCAUCACCAACGUGUUAUCACGCGUUGUGCUGCUCCCAUCUGUGUUGGUUUUAAAACAGUCGUGUGCUCAGUUUUGUCGUGCAAUCAAGUGGAGGUAAAAACCCAACCUUUUUUCUUUGAAGAAGAAAGAAAAGGAAAAAUCUAAGUGGUGCCAGGGCGGGAGAACGACGAAAGAAAAGGUGAUCUCAGCCCGAGGCUAUGUGACAUUCCAAUCAACCUGUUGGUUGCUGGAACCCGUUUUUUUUUUUACUCCAUUGCUCCCACCUGAUUGCACACACACACACACCAACCACACAGACUAUUCCAACGAAAAAGGGCCAGUUUUGUGUGUGUGCGAAUUCCACUGCCAUCCAAAAGUCAAACUUCGCCAUAAUUGUGAUUGUGUUUUUCAUAAAAUUUUGGAUCCAAGCUCCAUCAUGGAUGAUGGUAAUGGUCAGGUGACCUUUAUGUUCCAAGUUGGACUGGUACGAGACUUUAUCUCCACGGAUGCCUCCCAGUUAACGCUGAAAACGCUCAAAGAUUUGGCCUGCAACUUUAUUAAUCAACGGUUCUUGGAUCAUGGCAUACCACGACUCAACGAGUGCGUCAACCUCUUUCGUCACGACAAUACCAAACCCAACAUUUUGCAGCUCAUCAACUCUGCCUCGGAGAUCACCGACGAUACACUCGUCGAGAUUGUCCUUUCGGGUAAAUUGGAAAUGUCUCAUGCACGACCGUUUUUAUUUUUAUGUAUUCACUCUCUUUUAAUCAUUUCAUAUGCAGCCAACAUUCCCCAAGAUGGCGUGCAAAUCCGUCCGCACCAACUGAACGUGCACUCGUACAAGUCGCCUGCCUUUUGCGACUUUUGCGGCGAGAUGCUCUUCGGCCUUGUCCGCCAAGGAUUGAAAUGCGAAUUUUGCGGCUUGAGCUUCCAUAAAAGAUGCGUCUACAAAAUCCCAAACAACUGUUCGUACACUCGGAGCCGGCGGUCGUCAUCGUCGUUGACGCCGUCGCUAUUGACGCCGUCACUUUUGCCGCCACCAUCCAAUGUUCUGCCUCGCAGCCCGUCCGACUCCAUGUCCUGCAGUGAUGAAUCCAUUACAGUUAGCGUCAUGCGCAGCGUGAGCAACAGCCCGUCGAGCGGCAGCACCAGUCCGAGUAUUCAAAAACAUGGCCGGCCUUCCAUUAGCGCCGGACGUCCUUUUUGGAUCGAGAAGGAAAUGGCGGGUCGCAUCAAGAUCCCGCACACAUUUGUCGUCCACUCGUACACGAAGCCGACCGUGUGCCACUUUUGUCGUAAGCUCCUGAAAGGACUCUUUAAGCAAGGUCUCCAAUGCCGCGAUUGUCGCUUCAACGUCCAUCGCAAAUGCAAGGACAACAUUCCCAACACGUGCACGGGCGAAGCCCCCAAGGAGCCAGGAGUGGAGACAGACACGGAAGGAACGGACGAGCAAUUGGCUCCUAUGGCGGACGGAGUGGACGAAGACAGCGAUGACGACAUCUCCAUUACACACAGUCACAACAUGCCCGAUGAUUGUAUCCCCGAAGUGGCUGAUGACAUCACGAUCAAAAUUCGACCCAGCAGUCCUACAAUGAGCAGCAACAUCCCGCUAAUGCGCAUUGUUCAAUCGGUGAAGCACACCAAAAGGAGGGGCUCCAACGUUCUCAAGGAGGGCUGGAUGAUUCAUUACACCAACAAGGAUCCUUCCAGACGGAGACAUUUCUGGCGGCUGGACACCAAGUCCAUUACUUUGUACCAAAACGAAACGGGCAAACAUUUUUAUAAGGAGCUGCCAUUAUCAGAAAUAUUGGCCGUCGAGACCGCCAAAGAUCGCAUGCAUUGUUUCGAGUUGAGGACGGCCAAUGUGGACUAUUACAUCGGCGAGGAUCCCCAUUUCGGACAGAAAGAGAAUGGCAACGGAGCCUCUGCACUUCCGCAGGCACUUGAAACCGGCCUUGGGGUUCAUUUGGCCAAAUCAUGGGAAACGGCCAUCCGUCAGGCUUUAUUACCCUUGACAAAUAACUCGCAAGGAGCUACUGCGUCACCGUCUCCCCUGACAAAACCAGCUGCAGGGGAUAGUAAUAGUGACAGAGAACAAGAAAUCGGUUCGGAUAUCGGACAAGUGUAUCAAAUCUUUCCCGAUGAAGUGCUAGGAUCUGGCCAGUUUGGUGUCGUCUACGGAGGAGCACAUCGCAAGACAAACAGACCGGUGGCCAUCAAAGUUAUUGACAAAAUGCGCUUUCCAACUAAACAAGCGGAUCAGCUCAAGAACGAGGUCUGCAUCCUGCAGAAUUUGUCGCACCCGGGCGUGGUCAAUUUGGAGCGCAUGUUUGAAACCCCCGAGCGUAUUUUUGUCGUCAUGGAGAAACUUAAAGGCGACAUGUUGGAGAUGAUUCUCUCGAGUGAAAAGGGAAGGCUGUCUGAGCGCAUCACAAAGUUCCUCGUUACCCAGAUUCUCGUUGCGCUGAAGCACUUGCACAGCAAGAACAUUGUUCACUGCGACCUGAAACCGGAGAAUGUUCUCCUUUCAACCAAUGCCGAAUUCCCGCAGGUUAAACUGUGUGACUUUGGUUUCGCUCGUAUUAUUGGAGAAAAAUCUUUCCGACGAUCUGUGGUUGGAACGCCCGCUUAUCUUGCUCCAGAGGUGUUGCGCAACAAGGGCUACAAUCGAUCGCUGGACAUGUGGAGUGUUGGCGUUAUUGUCUACGUAAGUCUAAGUGGCACAUUCCCUUUCAACGAAGACGAAGACAUCAACGACCAAAUCCAAAAUGCAGCCUUCAUGUACCCGCCUAGUCCUUGGAAGGAAAUCUCUUCUGACGCCAUCGACUUGAUAGCCAAUGUGCUGCAAGUGAAACAGCGAAAGCGCUACACUGUUGACAAGUCGCUCAACCACAUUUGGUUGCAGGAUUAUCAAACGUGGUGUGACUUACGUGAACUCGAGCGCCAAAUCGGCAUCCGCUACGCCACCCAUGAAUCAGAUGACGCCCGCUGGGAGGCUUAUAGAAGAGAGCAUGUUUUGGAUAACGGCGAAAAUUUUAACGCUGCCUACGGUAGACUUCGGCUUUAGAGUAAAUGGCCAACGAAAAGAAAAGAAACAUAACGGGAUAGACAAUAAUAGCAUGAAGAGAAGGUAGGGAGGGGGGAGUAGGUAGGGCGGUGUCUCUCUUUUUCUGUGGUUGUUUUAAUUACAACGGUGGCCUUUUCCGUCGCGCUUAUUCGCUGUUACGCCCAAUUCUUUUGCUCUCCUCCCCACGUUUAAGAGAAAAGAGAAAACAAAACAAAA